Papaver somniferum (opium poppy) is the source of this 2418-nucleotide messenger RNA. RefSeq lists its product as uncharacterized. Lineage: Eukaryota; Viridiplantae; Streptophyta; Magnoliopsida; Ranunculales; Papaveraceae. The record is from RefSeq and is a predicted model, not a curated record. Gene Ontology annotation, molecular function: aspartic-type endopeptidase activity. The transcript has 4 exons. The coding region runs from base 1 to 2418 and encodes 805 amino acids. Gene Ontology annotation, biological process: proteolysis.
AUGGACCGUUAUAUUGAAGUUUCAGACAAGAGGAACUUAAAUCGAGACACACAGGCUGGUUCUUCUGAUGGAGUUUUGGGUCCUCCACCCAACGGAAACCCAUUUAAUUCAGAUCCACAAAUGGUUAAUAUAGCUUCCAUGUAUCUAGAAGGAAAAGUUGACAUAUGGUUUCAAGAUUAUCAAAUUGGUAAACCAUUAAUAACAUGGGAUGAUUUUGUUAGGGAUAUUUGUUUACGUUUUCAAGAGCUUGGUCAUGAUGAUGUUGUAGGGGAAUUUAACAAACUCAGUAAACUUGGAUCAGUCCUAGAUUAUCAGGAGGUCUUUGAGGAUUUGAAAGCAUUAAUGUUAGCGAAAAAUCCUUACCUCACUGAAGCAUAUUUUACUUCGAGUUUCAUCAGUGGCUUAAAGGAUGAACUCCAGUUGCACGUUCAGAUGUUUUCACCAAAAUCACUUUCUAAUGCAGUAUACUUGGCUAGAAUGCAAGAGGCACUCCUUGAGAAUGCGGCCAGAAAAAAAAAAUUCCAUUACAGACCCCCACCAUUAUCUGUUCCAACCAAUUAUUCUCAAAGACAACCUACUUCACCAGUUACAAGCCCCACCAACCACUCCCGAAAUUUUUCAUCACCUGCUGUCAGUUUUACACCACCUAUUAAGAAGUUGUCAUAUGCAGAGAUGCGCAAAAGACGAGAAAAGGGUCUUUGCUAUAACUGCAAUGAAGUUUUUCAGGCUGGCCAUAAGUGUCUUAAGCAACGAAUUUAUAUGUUGGCUGAUGAUGAUGAAGAGUCGACACUAUAUGGUGAAGAAUCACCUAUAGAGGGAGCUUCUAAGAAGCAGCCACUGACAAUCUUGAUAGACAGUGGCAGCACUCAUAGUUUUCUCGGCCCAGCUGCAGCUGCUAGAUGUGGAGGGAAUCUUGUUCCUACAGCCUCAUUGUUAGUAGCAGUAGCAAAUGGUAAUAAAAUGGUUAGUGAUGCUAAGUGUCCAUCUUUUCAGUGGCAAAUGCAGGGACACCAAUUCCAAUUUGAGAUGCGUCUCUUAACCUUGGGGUGUUGUGACAUGGUGCUUGGAGUGGAUUGGAUGAAAGGCAUGAGUCCAAUGGUUUUUGACUUCAAUAAAUUGACUGUAGAUUUCUCUCUGGAGGGGAAGCCCAUCAAACUUCAAGGUAACAGUCCCACAACUCAGAUUUCUAUGAUGACUGGUAAGGCUUUGCGUAAAUGGGUUAGACAGAAUAAACAUGGAAUGGUUGGUAGGUUAUUUGCUAUUACUGCAUGUGAAGAACAAACUGUGACACCUACCCCCAUUUUACCCUUAUUACAAAAAUAUGAAACUGUUUUUCAAGAACCCAACACUCUUCCCCCAUCUAGCGCUCAUGAUCAUCAUAUUCCAUUAAAACCACUCACUACACCUCCAAACCAAAGGCCUUAUCGUAUUCCUUAUAUUCAGAAGGAAGUAGUAGAACAACUGGUGCAGGAAAUGCUCAAAACUGGUGUGAUACAACCUAGUAUAAUCCCUUUCUCUUCUCCAAUAUUACUUGUUAAAAAGAAAGAUGGCAGCUGGCGAUUUUGUGUCGACUACAAAAAGUUAAAUGAAGCUACUAUUAAAGACAAAUACCCUAUUCCCAUUAUAGAGGAGUUAUUGGAUGAGCUGCGUGGUGCAAAGGUGUUCUCCAAGAUAGAUUUACGCGUAGGGUAUCAUCAGAUUCGUGUGUUUCCUGCAGACACAUACAAGACGUCCUUUAAGACUCAUCACGGGCAUUAUGAGUUUAUGGUGAUGCCAUUCGGAUUAACCAAUGCUCCAGCCUCCUUCCAAGCAUUAAUAAAUGAUGUUUUUCAGCCGUACUUGAGGAAGUUUAUCUUAGUGUUUUUCGAUGACAUAUUGGUAUACAGCCCAGAUAUGACUUCCCAUUUGAGACAUAUAGAGAUCACUCUUAAAACUUUACAAGAACAAACAUUAUAUGCCAAGCUCAGUAAAUGCACUUUUGGUCAACCAAAAAUCGAGUAUCUGGGUCAUAUCAUCAGUGGUGAAGGAGUCACAGCUGAUCCUAAAAAAAUCUCUUGCUAUGGUAUCAUUUGUAAGCAAUUAACAGAAUUACUUAAGAAGGAGAGCUUCAAGUGGAAUGAUGCUGCACAUAAUGCUUUUGAAGCCCUCAAACAAGCUGUCACCACCACUCCAGUGCUAGUGCUCCCUGAUUUCACACUUCCAUUUGAAAUUGAGACGGAUGCUUGUGAUACAGGUGUGGGAGCAGUUCUUAUGCAGAAUAAAAGGCCAAUUGCUUAUUUUAGCAAAGUCAUGGGAACAAUAUUUCUUCCUAUGUCCACCUAUGAGAAGGAAUUACUUGCCAUUGUGAUGGCAGUUACUAAAUGGAGGCCAUAUUGCUGGAAAAUCAUUUUACUAUUUACACAGACCAUCAAAGUCUGA